This is a messenger RNA of Porites lobata, 1070 nucleotides long. NCBI's taxonomy places the organism in Eukaryota, Metazoa, Cnidaria, Anthozoa, Scleractinia, Poritidae. The record is from the annotation of a GenBank genome assembly.
AGUGUUGGCCGGGACCCCUCUUCUUUGACAACAUUACCUGUUAUUCCAAUCUUAUGCCAUUUCACUAUACUAAGUGACUACCAAGAGAAUGUGCAAAUUCUGUAUUGCAAUGUACAAUCCCAGUUUGAAAUGGACUAUUGCAUAAUUGAUAUCAGCACUCCCCUUUGGUUAAGGAAGUGAGCAAAGAUCAAUGGAAUUCUCUAGAGGGUAUGUUGUAAUAGUUUUGGAAAUCCUUGAGGAAUAGUCUUAAACAUUGGAGUUAUUCAGGGUAAACAAAGAAUUCAUGGAAUUUUAUUAGGAAAAAAAGUACUGUUCAAUAAGUUCCUCAGGGGUAAAUUCAUAUCUUAAGAAAGUCUCGCGGGUGAAUGCAGUCUAGUAGAAUUCCUCAGGAGUAAGAAGGAAGUUUAUUAUAUGUUGUCAACCGGGAAGAGGGUGUGGCUAUUAAAUGUGAUAGCCCAAUUUUUUUCUGCCAUUGAAGGAGGACAAAGCACACACAAUGACCGCACACAACAGCAUGCAAGGACUGGACAAAGCAAACAUGAUGUGAUUUUAUUUAGUUGGAUAGUAAACCUUUUAUUCAAUGGUUUACAUAUUGUAGAAGUAUAAUGGACAUGGGUGUUUUGCUCAUUGCUCGCCUAUACAUGACACCAUCCAACACAUGAUUGAUAGAACUCACAUACAAAAGUUAUUCAAAAUAACUUAAUCACCAGUGCCACUAACAAAAGGAGGGAUACAACAAUCUGUUAGUAUGCCAAGUUGUGGUGGUUGCUUUUUGCAUUACCUUGUAUUAAUUUUGUUUUUUCUGGCUUGACUGUUCAUUAGCCACAGGCAUGUGACUCAUUGUUUGUGAUAAAUAUAAACAAUUUGUUUCCUCUGAAAGGAUUUAUCAAAGAGAAGAGAUUCUCCUGAGGCUUAAAAUUCACAUCCAAUUUCUUCCUUAGAUCCUUGGAAGUUAUAAAAAUUGGCGGUUUUUCCACCCUUAAGUUUUUUUUUUUUCGUAACAGCUGAGAAAAAAAGUUCUGUCUCUGCUGUUUAUUGAACUGAUCAAACCAGAGAAAGAAGCUUUCAAU